Perca flavescens (yellow perch) is the source of this 2251-nucleotide messenger RNA. Its product is annotated as tripartite motif-containing protein 16-like. NCBI's taxonomy places the organism in Eukaryota, Metazoa, Chordata, Actinopteri, Perciformes, Percidae. The transcript is spliced from 2 exons. Gene Ontology annotation, molecular function: protein binding; zinc ion binding. The record is from RefSeq and is a predicted model, not a curated record. The coding region runs from base 35 to 1696 and encodes 553 amino acids.
UGAGACUCAGAUGGUGAGUUGUCACUGACGUAAAAUGGCGCAAAAAGGAGUUCAGCUGGACCGGGAAACUUUCUCUUGUUCCAUCUGUCUGGAUCUACUGAAGGAUCCGGUGACUACUUCUUGUGGACACAGCUACUGCAUGGACUGUAUACAAAGCCACUGGGAUGUAGAGGAUUGUAAGAAAAUCUACAGCUGUCCUGAGUGCAGGAAGACGUUCACACCGAGGCCUGUCCUGCUGAAAAGCACCAUGUUAUCAGAUUUAGUGGAGGAACUGAAGAAGACUGGACUCCAAGCUGCUCCUGCUGAUCACUGCUAUGCUAGAGCUGAAGAUGUGGCCUGUGAUAUCUGCACUGAGAGGAAACUGAAAGCCCUCAAGUCCUGUCUGGUGUGUCUGGUCUCUUACUGUGAUCAGCACCUUCAUCCUCAUUAUAACUCCUCUGCGUUUGAGAAACACAAGCUGGUGGAGCCCUCCAAGAAGCUCCAGGAGAACAUCUGCUCUUAUCAUAAUGAGGUGAUGAAGAUGUUCUGCUGUACUGAUCAGCAGCUAAUCUGUUAUCUCUGCUCUGUGGAUGAACAUAAAGGCCACGACACAGUCUCAGCUGCAGCAGAAAGGACUGAGAGGCAGAAAAAGCUCCAGGGGAGUCGACAAAACAUCCAGCAGAGAAUCAAGGACAGAGAGAAAGAUGUGAAGCUGCUUCAACAGCAGGCGGAGGCCAUCAAUCGCUCUGCUAAUAAAGCAGUAAAGGACAGUGGGAAGAUCUUCACUGAGCUGAUCCGUCUCCUGGAGAAAAGAAGCUCUGAUGUGAAGCAGCAGGUCAGAUCCCAGCAGAAAAGAGAAGAGAGUCGAGUCAGAGAGCUUCAGGAGAAGCUGGAGCAGGAGAUCACUGAGCUGAAGAGGAAAGAUGCUGAGCUGGAGAAGCUCUCACACACAGAGGAUCACAGCCAGUUUCUACACAACUACUCCUCACUGUCACCACUCAGCCAAUCAACAUCCAGCAUCGAUCUCCAUCCUAGGCGCUACUUUGAGGACGUGACGGCGGCCUUGUCAGAAGUCAGAGAUGAACUACAGGAGGUUCUGAGAGAGAAGAGGACAAUCAUCUCAGGGACUGAUCUGGCUGUUUUACUGCCACAACCACAGCCUGAAACCAGAGAUGACUUCUUAAAAUAUUCAUGUGAAAUCACACUGGAUCCAAACACAGCACACACACGGCUGUUAUUAUCUGAGGGGAACAGAAAAGCAACAAUUACAUUGGAUCAACAGUCUUAUCCUAGUCACCCAGACAGAUUCACUGAAUGGGGGCAGGUCCUGACUAGAGAGAGUCUGACUGGACGUUGUUACUGGGAGGUGAAGUGGCGAGCAGAUUUAGUUUAUAUAUCAGUCGCAUACAAGGAUAUCAGCAGAGCAAGGAGGCCGGAAAUAUGUGACUUUGGAUACAAUGACAAAUCUUGGGCAUUGUAUUGUGACUAUAACAGUGUUAAAUUUUGGCACAACAAAGUCCAAACUCUCGUCUCAGGUCCUCCGUCCUCCAGAAUAGGAGUGUACCUGGAUCACAGUGCAGGUAGUCUGUCCUUCUACAGAGUCUCUGAAACCAUGACUCUCCUCCACAGAGUCCAGACCACAUUCACUCAGCCCCUCUAUGCUGGACUUAUGCUACAUGAUUUAAGAGACACUGCUGAGUUCUGUAAACUAAAUUAGACAAAAGUCGUUUAAGGGUUAAACUCAACAUACAAAUACGUAAUCACAAAUAAAUUUAAAUUUUUUUUCUCCAUGUUUGUUGCUAAGAGCUGACUGCUCUGACAGCUCACAGAGAUCAGCUGUCAAUCAAACAUUAUGGGAUGUCCUUUGACAUAUUGUCAUUUAGAUAGAUAGAUAGAUAGUUUUAUUGUCAUUGCAUAUCUCUACACAACAAAAUUAAGAUGACAUCAAUCACUCACUUAGCAGCAUAACGAUAGAAGGAUAAAAAGUGACACUGUCAGCAACAGUUAAUAGAUAAAUAUAUAGUAUAAAAAUAAAAUUAAAGUAUUAAAACAAGAAUAAGAAAACCAUUACAUUUACAAACACAGUAUGGUUCAAGUCCAGAUUAGCUUAGUCUUUCAACCUUUCUGACAACCUACUUUGUUGUUGUGUAAAUGUUUGAGUUUCUUUAGGUGGCGCUCCUUCCUGUGUCUGUUUAGCCAUGGAGGCUAUCACUGCUCAUGAUGAUGUUUGUUGAAAUUUGUACUGAAAAUGUAAACUUCUCUGUGCUCUAAA